ACUAGUGUAGAUGUCAGCACCUUCAAGCACCGUUUAUCGUUUUUAUUCGCGUAAAUACUUAACCUUUUUUCUGUAUUUUAAAAACGAAAUUCGUUAUUCGCGUCGCGUUAUUACUUUGUUUACCGUAGAUUAGAAAACCAGAGAAAUGUCUAUCGCGUCCGCUUCCACCAGCGUAAAAUUUCACGAAUUUCCUUCCGGAAACGUGCUUCAUAACUACCAACCGGGCCCCCAAAUCGACGGUCCCAUCCGCAGCAUCUCCUGGAGCAAAGACGGCAACUGGCUAGCUCUUGUUCCCUAUUCUGGCCUCGCUGAAAUCAUCAGCAUCAAAGAACAGCUCAAACUCAUCCACACCAUCCAGAACAUUGAAGACCCUUCGUGCGCCUCCUUCCAAAACACCACCAAGAAAAACAUCGCCAUUGGAACGAAAAGUGGCCAAGUAUUUGUCUACGACAUCAAAGCUCGCAACAUAAAGAAGCGAUUCCCGAGGACCACUUCAGGGGUAACACAUGUUGAAUUCACCUCCAAAGACAAUCAUGUGGUAGCGGCAUGCGAAAAUGGAGAGGCCUAUCUCUACAGUCACGUUCAGAAUACUCUUUCAGGGAGUUUCAAAAUUCCUAGGUCUCAAUCGAUAAGUGCUCUCAGGACGAAUCCGAUUAAGAGAAAUUACGUCGUCGCGGGAAGCAAUGAAGGAGUCGUGGCUGUGUGGGACAUCCAUGGGAAUAAGAAUAAAUUUUUUAUUGGGUCACACAAAGCCCCAGUCACUGCAGUUGCCUUCUCACCGGUGAAUUCGGAUUUGGUCGUUUCGACCGGUUUUGAUAGACAGUUUUGCUUCUACGACAUUGGAGCCAAUAAAUGCAUUGGGAAUAUUUUUGUCGAGAAUAGUAUGACAGCGGUUGAUUUUUCACCAGAUGGAAAAUUUGUAGUCAUGGGAUCUCAAAAAGGAAAAAUAUACGUUUACGACAUGAAGAAUCUGCAACAACCUGUCUACUCGUUUUUUGGACACAACAACGCUGUCGAGCACUUGUCAUUUAGGAAAAAUGAAGAUUAUGAAACUAGUUUUAUGUCUUUGGAGGAGGUCAAAGAAUCUAACUUAGUUGAAACUCAUCGAAGCACUGAAUCGUUUAAUAUUGAACUGGUUUGUAGUGAAGUAACCUCAGAAAAGACUCAAAGUCUAACAAAACCCGAAGAUUCUUUCCUAGCAGAAUUGGGCUUGGAUAAAAAUAAUACUGUUGGAUCUAAUAUUCAAGACAGUUAUCAAAGUAACAAAUAUCUCAUGCCGAAAUAUACUCCAACACAACCGUCAAAAAUUCUACAAGACAAACUUUUUUCUAAUUUUCAAACUUCGACACCCGAAACAUACGAUUUCGAAUUAAAUGCUCCCCUGUCACCAAUCGUUAAUUUAGAACCAAAAAAGGAUUGUGGUGACAAUGAGAAAGUAAACACAGACAAUUUGGCCAAAUUUAUAAAAACUACCGUUAGCGAUGAGUUAAAAGCUGUAACAGAGGAACUAAAGAAUGAAAUGAAGUAUCAAACUACAAAUACUUUAUACCAAACAAGACAACUAUUUUUAAAUUUGAUGAUGGCUACAGUUAAGGAAUCAAUCAAAGUUGAAAAUCAGUUUAAUAGUUUACGUGAAGAGUUACUUUCAGAUGUUCCUCAAAGUCAGUAUCUCCUUGAAGAAAAUUCAAUGUUGAAGCAAAAAAUCGCACUUCUGGAAGAAGAAAUUUCUCUUUUGAAACAUAAUUAAUUUAAUUUUGUACCUUUCCAAUAUUUUUGUACCUUUUUUUCUUAAAUAAAAUAUUUUUCUAGUUUAAAA
Tribolium madens (black flour beetle) is the source of this 1816-nucleotide messenger RNA. RefSeq names its product protein NEDD1-like. NCBI's taxonomy places the organism in Eukaryota, Metazoa, Arthropoda, Insecta, Coleoptera, Tenebrionidae. The transcript has 2 exons. Bases 146 to 1747 code for a protein of 533 amino acids. Gene Ontology annotation, biological process: microtubule nucleation; mitotic cell cycle. Gene Ontology annotation, cellular component: pericentriolar material; ciliary basal body; spindle pole. The record is from RefSeq and is a predicted model, not a curated record. Gene Ontology annotation, molecular function: gamma-tubulin binding.